UCAACAGCAGCGAGCCCAAGAGAAAGGAAGGUCCACGCUCUGUCGCUGCGCAUCCCAGCGGAGCUCGAGGACAUGCAAGCGAUCCGCUGCCCACCCUCCCCUCUUCCUCACGGCAGCCCAUUGGCGCGCGAUGCACGCUUGUGUCCGACCCUACUGUUUUGGCGUCAGGUCUUAUCAGUGGAUCUCAAAGCCGCCGAAGCCUCCUGUCGCCUCGAACGGCAGCUCCUCGCAUUCCCGUCUUGUUUCUUUUCAUUCGGGUUCAUAUUCUUGGCGGUGCUGUCGCCUUCAUCAACCAGUCGCCGCUGUUCCAUGAACAUCGUUUGACUUCAGCCUCGUUGACCAGUGCAUAUCAAGCGUCAUGCCCGAACGUAACCUGAGCGUUGGGUCGACGCCCGCCCACCGACGCAAGAGCGUCAGAGAGGAGCCUGUUACGUCGAUUCUUCCUGGAGGCGACAUUCCGUACGAUCCCAACCACGAGUACGAUGCCGACGAGGAGGUUCUGGCCGCCCUUGGUUACAAGCCGGAGUUCAAGCGUGAAUUCAGCCUUUUCUCGACAUUUUGCGUCAGCUUUGCCGUGCUCGGCCUGCUGCCCUCGUUCGCAAGCACGCUGUACUAUGGCAUGGGCUAUGCUGGCACCGGAGGGAUGACAUGGGGUUGGAUCGUGGCCAUGGUUGGUGUUCAGUGCGUUGCCAUGAGUAUGGCCGAGCUCUGUUCUUCGAUGCCAACGAGCGGUGGUCUCUACUAUGCCGCCGCUGUCCUCGCACCACCGGGUUGGGGCCCACUCGCUGCGUGGAUCACUGGCUGGUCCAACUGGCUGGUCCAGAUCACGGGUGCUCCCUCUGUGAACUACGGAACCGCCGCCAUGAUCCUGGCAGCGGGCUCGAUUUACAAUCCUAACUACGUCCCGACCGAUUAUCAGACGUUUCUACUUGCAACACUCCUCAUGAUCAUCCAUGCUUUCAUGUCUUCGGCACCGACCAAGUCGAUCGCCCAGAUCAACUCCUUCGGCUCCACCUUCAACAUGAUUGCCCUCAUUGUGGUCGUCAUCAUCAUUCCCGCCGCCACGAACCGCGAAGCCCAGGGACUCCCAAAGUUCGCUCCAAGCAGCGAGGUUUGGAAGAUCCAGAACGGCACAGAUUGGCCGGAUGGCAUCGCAGUGCUCAUGUCCUUCAUUGCUGUCUUGUGGACCAUGAGUGGCUACGACGCCCCAUUCCACCUCGCGGAAGAGUGCUCCAAUGCCAACAUCGCCUCUCCACGCGCCAUCGUCAUGACUUCCUCAAUUGGCGGUAUUUUCGGUUGGUUCUUGCAGCUCGUCGUCGCGUAUACGGUGAUCAGCAUCGACGACGUGAUCAACUCCGACCUCGGUCAGCCCUUCGCUGCGUACCUGAACCAAGUCCUUCCGCAGAAGACGGCCAUGGCCGUGCUGGCCUUGACCAUCAUUGCCGGUUUCUUCAUGGGUCAGGGUUGCAUGAUCGCAGCGUCCCGAGUCACAUUCGCUUAUGCCCGCGACGGCUGCUUCCCGUUCUCCAAGUACUGGUCGCAUGUGAACACCAGAACAAAGACCCCAGUCAAUGCCGUCUGGGUCAACGCCACAAUUGGCAUCCUUCAGCUUCUGCUCAUAUUCGGCGGCAGUAUUACCAUCGGCGCGCUGUUCAGCGUUGGCGCUAUCGCUGCUGAAAUUGCAUUCUGCACCCCUAUCUUCAUUCGGGUCUUCCUGGUGGGCAAUCGCUUCCGCCCGGGCCCGUGGAACUUGGGCAGGUUCAGCAUCCCGAUUGGCGUCAUUGCUUCCGCCUUCGUCGCGCUCAUGAUCCCCAUUCUGAAUUUCCCUAGCGUCAGAGGCGGUGAUCUAACACCUGACGGUAUGAAUUGGACCGUGGUUGUCUACUUUGGACCCAUGUUCCUCGUCAUGUGCUGGUGGUUCAUCAGCGCCCGGAAGUGGUUCAAGGGACCCAAGGUCAACGUGGAACACCUGAUGCUGGGACAAGAUGGCAACGUGAUCGAAGGCGAGGGCAAGACCGUGGAUGGUGACAGCUCAUCGGAGAGCGCUCCUGUUGCUGGCAGCAAGGCCGCUGCGGUGGCGGAGGAGAGCGCGCUGGGCACGGAGAUUAUGAAGUCUUGAAGACAUUUGAGACACGUUCAAUCUGAAUGAUACCACAUCUAAUAUGGGCAAAACGUACGGAUUUGCAUGACCACUGAGUAGUAAUUUAUGUCUCGC
This is a messenger RNA of Verruconis gallopava, 2215 nucleotides long. RefSeq lists its product as uncharacterized. Lineage: Eukaryota; Fungi; Ascomycota; Dothideomycetes; Venturiales; Sympoventuriaceae. Gene Ontology annotation, biological process: transmembrane transport. The transcript is spliced from 4 exons. Gene Ontology annotation, cellular component: membrane. Bases 359 to 2119 code for a protein of 586 amino acids. Gene Ontology annotation, molecular function: transmembrane transporter activity. The record is from RefSeq and is a predicted model, not a curated record.